Syngnathus typhle (broad-nosed pipefish) is the source of this 1094-nucleotide messenger RNA. It is a transcript of the gene nppb, whose product is annotated as natriuretic peptide B. Gene Ontology annotation, molecular function: hormone activity; hormone receptor binding. The record is from RefSeq and is a predicted model, not a curated record. The transcript has 3 exons. Gene Ontology annotation, cellular component: extracellular region; cytoplasm; nucleus. The coding region runs from base 530 to 919 and encodes 129 amino acids. Lineage: Eukaryota; Metazoa; Chordata; Actinopteri; Syngnathiformes; Syngnathidae. Gene Ontology annotation, biological process: receptor guanylyl cyclase signaling pathway; negative regulation of systemic arterial blood pressure; cGMP biosynthetic process.
AAAAAAAUCUGAAUUCCUGCCCUCAAAUAUAAAAGCAUUUUGCCUUAACCCUUGAUUAUAAAGCCACUAAUGUGUUUUUCUUUUCUGACAAACUGUCAGACUGAAGCCAGUUUGUCCUUGUUAAGGCACCCGUCAACAAUCGCAUAUACACUCCUUAAAUUAGUAACAUCUUUCUCGCUCGCUCCCUCCCUCCCAUUCUCACUACGCAGUGUUGCCGUUUACUACUUCCCGUAACUCUGUGACAACAACGUCCCGUGUUAGGGCUUGUCAGGAGCUGGUGGUCUGUUUCUGGGAGUGUAUGGAUGCCACUAUGUCAUAUGAAUGUCUGAAUGUCCCACUUCUGAGAGACAACCCUUUAAAAGGAGUCGUUUCCGACAGCUUGCGUUAUCAGGACCAGGUGUCAGGAAUGCAAGUCAAAUUCCUGGCAUAGCCUCAUCGUGUAUAAAAGAGCAGAGGUUGGUCCUGAGGGAUACAGCAUCCAGGAGCUAUUUAGCAAAGAAUCUCCCAAAAGGUCCACCAGAAGAGAAAUAUGCUGCUUUUUUCCCAUGUGGCCUGUAGCCUUCUCCUCAUCUUGAAACUUCAGCUCAUCAGCACAUAUCCUGUCAGCACCAGUGAUGUGGACAUCUUAAGGGUGCUCCUUGGCAGAUUAGAGGAGUCACUUCCAGAGCGGAAUGAGAUGGAGCAGAUUCUCACUGCAGAGAAGGAGAACACUCUUGAUGACUUGAACGCACAGCAGCCACAGGAAGCCUUGGACGAAGCUUCAAUUAGGGAGUUUCUGUCAGCCAAAAACCUGAAGAGCAUCCGCAGCGACUCCAGCAGGAGAUCUUCUGCUUGCUUUGGUCGCCGUAUGGAACGAAUAGGUUCCAUGAGCUCACUAGGCUGCAAUAGUGUUGGCAAAUCCAUUCCCAAAGGACGAUGAAGUCAUACCAUCGACCACCUUGCAAAACUGCAACGUCGAGGCCAAAAGUUAUUUAGUACUCUAUUUAUUUUACCAAAUAUUUCUAUUAAUUUGUUUGUGCAUUAUAUGUUUAUUUAUUUAAAUGUACGUAAAACAAUUCCUGCCCUGAAUGUUUCAAUAAAUGUUUACAACUGCA